CCAAAGGCCGGACUUGCAAAUCUCUCAAUUACAGUUAAACCGUCAUAUUUCUAAGUCCGACCCACGUCUUUCCUUUCUCCCUCUCUCUCUCUCUCUCUCUUUCUGGCAAAAUUGAAAAUUUCUCACUCCUUUCAAACCGUUCAUUCCUUUGCUCUCCCUCCAUCGUUGUUGCGGUCUCUCCCGGUGGCGAAAGUAGCUCUGGAUCUCUCUCCGUAGCCGGAACAAUGGACGGUGGAGCGCCGCAAUACAACCCACGGACGGUAGAGGAAGUCUUCGGAGACUAUAAGGCACGGCGCGCCGCGCUUAUCAAGGCUCUUACCACUGAUGUGGAUGAAUUCUUCCAGCAGUGCGACCCGGAGAAGGAAAACUUGUGCCUUUAUGGCCAUCCAAAUGAACAAUGGGAAGUUAAUUUGCCUGCAGAGGAGGUUCCUCCCGAGAUUCCUGAACCUGCUCUGGGCAUUAACUUUGCUAGGGACGGAAUGCAAGAAAAAGAUUGGUUAGCAUUGGUGGCUGUCCAUAGCGAUGCAUGGUUACUUGCUGUGGCAUUUUAUUUUGGUGCUAGAUUUGGCUUUGAUAAAGUUGGCAGGAAGCGCCUGUUUAGCAUGAUAAACGACCUGCCUACAGUUUAUGAAGUCAUGAAUGGGAAAAACAAAGCGGGGACAUCAAAUAACCACCACAGCACCAAAUCAAAAUCGAAUUCCAAAGUGCAGAAACCAUCUGAGUUUCAGUCCAAGUACCCAAAUGAAGAUCAUACCAAGGAAGAGGAGGAAGGUUUGGCUGAAGAUGAUCAUGGCGAAACUCUAUGCGGUGCAUGUGGAGAGAACUACGCAGCAGAUGCUGAUGAAUUUUGGAUCUGCUGCGAUGUCUGUGAGAAGUGGUUCCAUGGAAAUUGUGUCAAGAUCACACCAGCGAGGGCCGAACACAUCAAACAAUACAAGUGCCCCUCAUGCAGCAGCAACAAGAGAUCUCGGCCCUCCUGAUGCAGAAAUGACCAAUCGGCAAGUAUUUUUUUUUUUUCCGUCUUGUAUUAUUGUGGCCUUUUUCAUACUUUGUAAGGGAGAUUGCCGUCUUGCUCUCUUUAGCUUGUGGUUAUAGGCUUAGGUGAUUAGUGUUUGUUAUUUUUAAGCUUUUAUGUAUCGCUGAUUUAGUUGUCUAUUAUUUAUUUAUAUAUUCCACAUAAAUGCUUCAGAUCACGCAUAGGCUAAAUGUGCUUAUCAUUUCGUGCUUCAUAGUAUCUCUUACUUUGAUAGACAAGUUAAGGUUUUGAAUUUUGAUGUGUUA
Molecule: messenger RNA, 1281 nt
Organism: Dendrobium catenatum
Lineage: Eukaryota; Viridiplantae; Streptophyta; Magnoliopsida; Asparagales; Orchidaceae
Product: PHD finger protein ALFIN-LIKE 3
Exons: 5
Coding region: 225-980 (251 amino acids)
Biological process (GO): regulation of DNA-templated transcription
Cellular component (GO): nucleus
Molecular function (GO): transcription coregulator activity; histone binding; transcription cis-regulatory region binding
Source: RefSeq, a predicted model, not a curated record